Molecule: messenger RNA, 1617 nt
Organism: Thlaspi arvense
Lineage: Eukaryota; Viridiplantae; Streptophyta; Magnoliopsida; Brassicales; Brassicaceae
Source: the annotation of a GenBank genome assembly
AUGGCGUCUCUCUCUCUCAUCAGCUCCGCUAAUUUCUCUUCAAUUCCGUCUCGUUCCUCUGUUUCCACUUCAUUGCUUUAUCCUGCUCCUUCUCUCCCUCACUUCCGAUCAUCGAUCCGCCGCAAUCACCGUCGUCUCUCCUUCUCCGUCAUCCCCCGCCAAACUUCUCACUCCUUCCCCACUUCGAUUUCUCGGAUUAGGUGUUCUGUAGAUGAGCCAUUGAAGGUGAUGAUUUCUGGUGCGCCAGCUUCUGGCAAAGGCACUCAGUGUGAGCUUAUUGUUCAGAAGUUUGGUUUGGUGCACAUAUCAACGGGGGAUCUCUUGAGAGCAGAGGUGUCAACGGGGACAGAAAUUGGAAAGAGAGCAAAAGAUUUCAUGAAUUCGGGUAGUUUGGUUCCGGAUGAAAUUGUAAUAGCGAUGGUGGCUGGAAGAUUAUCACGUGAAGAUGCUAAAAAGCAUGGAUGGCUUCUUGAUGGAUUUCCACGGACUUUCGCUCAGGCGCAAAGUCUGGACAAGCUUAACGUCAGACCGGACAUUUUUCUCUUAUUAGAUGUUCCUGAUGAAAUUUUAAUCGACAGAUGUGUUGGUAGAAGGUUGGAUCCAGUGACUGGAAAAAUUUAUCAUAUUAAAAGUUACCCUCCUGAAUCAGACGAAAUUAAAGCAAGACUGGUUACACGCCCUGAUGAUACGGAGGAGAAGGUAAAAGCACGUCUGCAAAUAUACAAGCAAAAUUCUGAAUCGAUUAUUUCAGCAUACUCAGAUGUUAUGAUCAAGGAUAACUGGAGAGGAAUACCGACGAGAUUGAAUAACAUUCCUCAUUCGAGGGAUAUUCGGUCUUAUUUCUAUGAAGAUGUGCUGCAAGCCACAAUUAGAUCUAUCAAGGAUGGAAACACUCGCCUUCGGGUGGACAUAAAUAUCCCUGAGCUAAAUCCUGAAAUGGAUGUUUACCGGAUAGGAACCUUGAUGGAACUGGUUCGAACUCUAGCUUUGUCAUUCGCUGAUGAUGGAAAAAGAGUGAAGGUUUGUGUUCAGGGGUCAAUGGGGGAAGGUGCACUCGCUGGGAUGCCACUGCAGUUGGCGGGAACUCGAACGAUUUUAGAAUUUAUGGACUGGGGUGAUGAUGAAACUUUGGGAACAUUCGUCAAGCUUGGUGCAAUUGGUGGUAAAGAAGUUAAUGAAGAAGACGACCUGUUCAUCUUAGUGGCACCACAAAAUGCCGUUGGAAACUGUAUUAUAGAUGAUUUACAAGCGAUGACUACUGCUGCUGGGAAGAGGCCAGUUGUACUUAUCAAUCCUCGCCUCAAGGACUUACCCGCUUCAAGCGGCAUAAUGCAAACAAUGGGUAGGGAGAAAAGGCUUGAAUAUGCCUUAACGUUUGACAACUGCUAUAUAUUCCGGCUUCUCUAUUAUGUCGGAACACAAUACCCGAUUAUGGGCGCUCUGAGGAUGUCUUAUCCUUACCGGUAUGAGCUUUACAAGAGGGUGAACGAGGAAAAUGGAAAGGAAAAAUACGUCUUGAUAUCAACGUACUCUGAGAGGCCAACCCCUGACCAAAUCAACGAUGCCUUCUCUGGAAAAUCGCGGGAGCAAAGCAGGAAGCCGUCAGGAAUCUGGUAA